AUGGUGAUGGACGUGGAGAAAGAUGAGGAGUUGAUGGAGGGACUCAUAAGGGAGAAAACUGAUAUGGAGGUCGAUAAUGGAAAGAAGAAGAACAAGAAAAAAGAGGGUUACAAGCAGUUAGCUGAGAGAAUUUCGCAAGAGGAAACAGAUGUGGAGACUGAAACUGGUAAUAAUGUUAUGGCAAAGAAGAAGAAGAAGAGAGGGAAUAAUAAAAUGGGAUCGGGGGCUUCAAAGAGUACUGCAGUAAGUCGGAGGGGGCGGCGGCGCAAGCAGAAAACCCGCAGCUUCUCUCCAAGUGAGCACCACCUUCGACCGAGAAAUCCGAAGGUAAGAAAGCUCAGUAGGAUUGUCACCCGUUCUUCCCUUGAUGAACAGGAUGUGAAUCAUAAGAAGUUACCAUUGGCAUCAACGAAAGCACCUCAAAAGAGAAAAAAGAAGGCGACACCAUCAUCAUCAUCAGAAGAAAAAUCACAAGCGAAAAGGAAUGUGAGAGAAAACUCACCGAGAAUCGUAAUACGCCAACUAAAAAUCACUGAGAGCACCGAUGAAGAAAUUGAUGAUGAUUAUUUUGACGAGCCAACCCAGAAUUAUCGAAUCCCAUCUUGGGUUCGCUGCAAAGUCUACACAAAAUGCAACCAUCACAGUUCAAAACCUUGUGAGAAUGCUGGGGAUGGACCCUCUUGA
Messenger RNA from Amborella trichopoda, 684 nucleotides. The record is from RefSeq and is a predicted model, not a curated record. Lineage: Eukaryota; Viridiplantae; Streptophyta; Magnoliopsida; Amborellales; Amborellaceae.